Molecule: messenger RNA, 798 nt
Organism: Emiliania huxleyi CCMP1516
Lineage: Eukaryota; Haptophyta; Isochrysidales; Noelaerhabdaceae
Exons: 2
Biological process (GO): glycolytic process
Molecular function (GO): intramolecular phosphotransferase activity
Source: RefSeq, a predicted model, not a curated record
AUGGAGGAGUUUGUACUGGUGCGGCACGGCGAGUCUGAGGGCAACAUCGCCUUCAACCGCUCGGUCGCUGGUGAUCACUCGCUCUACUCUGGUGCGUUUCUCGAGCGGCACUCCUCCUUCUGGCGGCUGUCUGAUCGCGGCCGAGAACAAGCGGCUGCAACGGGCGAGUGGAUGAGAGCCCACAUGGACGUCAACUUCGACGCACACUUCUCGUCGGAAUACCUGCGCGCGAUGGAGACGGCGGCGCUGCUCGAGCUGCCCAGUGCUCGCUGGCGGCCCGAGGUGAUGCUGCGCGAGCGCGAUUGGGGAGAGUACGACCUCGCGUCACAGGAGGAGCGGCGCAAUGCGUUCGAGCAGUACGAGGCGAGGCGGCGGCGCGAGAGCCUGUUCUGGGCGCCACCGGGCGGCGAGUCGCUCGCGCAGGUUGUCCAGCGGAUCGACAAUGUCCUGCUCUACUGCAACCGGCGCUUUGGCGGCCAGCGCGUCAUAUUCGUGUGCCACGGCGAGCUGAUGUGGGCCUUUCGGCUGCGGCUGGAGCGGUUUAGCGGCUUGGUGUACCGAGAGAUGCAGGCUGACCCGCGACCGGGCGAGCGCAUCAACAACUGCCAGGUGAUCACCUACUCGCGGCGUGAUCCAGAGACGGGCGCCCUCGAGAAUGACUUUCGCUUCAUGCGCUCCCUCUGCCCCUGGGACCCCUCAGCGUCCUACACGGGGUGGCGGCGGCUCGAUCGCGGCUCGACGCUCCUCAGCAACGAGGAGAUGCUGCGCGCCGUCAACGCGCACCCACGCAUCGUCAAC